AUGCUGAUACUUCUAGUCUUGGCAGUGAUUUGUCAAGUAGUAGGCGCUCAAGGUUGAGUUUCUUUGUUUUCGUUACCUUUGAAACUAAUCAGUGAAACAAGAAAAUUUUUUGCGACGUUGGUUUUUUUGGAGUUGAAUCCAGUAGGUCCAGUUCGCAAGUCAUCCACCACAGGCGAAUCGAGAGGGUACCAUAAUGUGUCCACAAAGGUACUUCUCAAAAGGGAUCGUGAAGACCCCAUUAUGUGUCCGACGUGAGACUUCCAGCAUACCUUUUAGCUUCAUCUGAGCCAUAUCGGAGGUCCUUGAGGGUCUUUCUCUCAAGUCUAUCUCAUUUUGCUCAAAAUCCUCAGAAAUAUCCUCGAGUUACCAUCGUGAGACUUCAGAGCCUGCGAUAUACCUUAGAAGGUAUCGCGAUGGGACCAUCCGACUUACAUUAUUUUUUAAUCGAAAGAUUUUUUUCAAAUCUUAAAAACCGAAAAAAGACAGCAUUCGUAAUCCUUUUGGACUUUCGAAAGAAGGAUAAACUAAAACUAAAACCUUUUAUAAUCUUCCAGGCGACUGUCGAGACUUUGACAACAAUUGUCGGGACUGGGUGGCGGUCAAUGCGCAGGCCUGCACAUCCACAGAGUACAUCAAAAGGAGCUGUAGACGGAGUUGCGGCGUUUGCGGCUCUGUCGACCCAAGUUGGUUUCUGAAAUUCUGUUCAAAUUUCAGUUUUUUUUUUGUGCAGAAUAUGACCUUCGCAGAUUACCUUCCUCUCUUCAGCCGGUGGCGUUCCUGAUAGGCAAGUGGCGAUCCGAGCACGGAGGCAAAGUUGAUCCUGAGAGCCCUAACGUCUCUCAUCUGAAAAGAAUCACUUUCAGGCCAUUUUUCCCACCAUCCCCAAAUUUACAUUUGGCGAGCAAGUCGAAAUCUCGAUUCCCGACGAUGAAGUGACUGCUCAGAAAGCAUUGAACUACACGUUAGUCUUUUUUUCUCUUCAGUGAGAACCUAUUUUCACACCUAUCGAGUCAUUUCAGCGCUGUCGCGUGGAGCGUAGAAAAAAUCAUGAUGAAUGAUACAAAGAGGUUACAAGUUAUGAGGAGAAGGGACAUUUUUUUCGGUCUGGUUGAGGUUUUCGGGGUAAUGGCUUGUCUUGAAGUUGAAGAAUCUUACGAAACGGUUUUUCGUUUCUUUUUCGGAACAUACUCACAUUGGGGCCAGUUCUCCUCAAUAGGAAGAGAGCAAAAAUAAUUUUACUAACUUGGUGAUCGGCUUCUUUGUUUGUGUAUAGUCAAUUUUUCCCAAAUCGAAAGACGAGAUGUAUAGAUUGACCAACGUUGCGUACGCGAGGUGUCUCUUGGCGGAGACGCGAGUCACCAUUUAUUUUUCAUUCUUCAAAGUUUUUUUCGAUGAAUUUACAUUUUCAAAGUUUCGAGGAAAUUUGAACUGAAAAAAAAGUGUAAAAAUAAUGGGAAACUUGCUUUUUUUUUUCUACUUCUUUCUAUGCGUGCGUUUCACCUCAAACUCUUCGCCAAAAAGCCGCCUCGCGUACGCAACGCAUCACCCUUGCCAAUCUACCCAUCUCGCCUUUUAAGUCGGGAAGGAUUGACUAUACCACAAUGUUUUUUUUUUCUUCAAAUAACUUAAAGAUGAUAAAGUAAUGAGUGCUCGACAGGGCGUUUGCGUGGUCAAUCAAUGAUCGGGACGAGUUGCACUCAGAGUCCGGCUAUAUCUCCGUCAAGCCAAACACUAAAGAGGUCGCGCUCACCACCGUCAUGAGCAAUGGUCAGUUUUUCGCGACUUUUCAGUUUCUCGAGACAAAUUUCGCACAUGUCUUUCCUCCUCGUUGCGAGGGCUUCUCGAAAAUCUAAAAAAAUUAUUUCCGAUUUCGUUUCAUUUUUCCAUUCCGGAGCAUAAAUGAUAGUUUCCACAAUUAAAAAUUUGUUUAAUCUUCAGAAAAGAUUAUAUUCUGAAUCGUAGUCAAUAAUAAGAGUUGGAUAGUCCCUCCGUGAGAUAGUGGUAGACGAGUUUUGAGCCUUCCGACAAUCAGCUGCUUCUCCAUAUAGGAUCAGUACGGUGCCCUUGUCGGGUGGCGGUAAAAAUGAGAUUAUAGUGUUUUAUAACUCUGAAUAAUAAGUUCAUGCUUUUCCGGGCAGAACGAAACCAUCUUUCAGGAUUUGUAACUGUUGAAGAAGGGCCGGUGAUAGGCAAUCAACUGAGGUUGCGUGUUCGCGAUAUUGGCCGGAUCAGUUUUAGCCGAGACCUGCCGGUCCACGAUGUUUGUUGCUUUUUUGAAACUAUUCUCUUGAGAGAUAGUUUAGAGACUUUCAUUCGAGAAAAUUUCAGUUGGUCCGCGAAUGGACGCUGCUGGACAGCACAACGUUGCAGGCACGUCUGAACAUGGAGACGCUGACGCACGGCAUGCAAGAGCACACUUUCAUACGAUACAACAAAAUUGCACCUUGA
This is a messenger RNA of Caenorhabditis auriculariae, 2448 nucleotides long. The record is from the annotation of a GenBank genome assembly. NCBI's taxonomy places the organism in Eukaryota, Metazoa, Nematoda, Chromadorea, Rhabditida, Rhabditidae.